GGGUCUGCAGCCCCCCCCAGCCUGCCCUGUCCCCCUCCCCAGCCCUGCCGUGCCAGCUGCACCCCAGCCCCCUGAAGCGCUCGCUGCUGCCCGGCAGCCCCCAGCCCGGCCCGGGUGGCGACUGGGCGGGCUCGGGGGGUCCCGAGGAGCCCCCCGCCGCCCCCCCCCGCGGGCCCCCCCCGGCCUUCGGGGAGCAGCACGCCCCCCUGUCCCCCCAGAGCAGCGUGGCCUCGUCGGGCAGCGAGCACACCGAGGAGCCCGGCGGGCGCAACUCCUUCCAGGAGGACGGCAGCGGCAUGAAGGACGUCCCCUCGUGGCUGAAGAGCCUGCGGCUGCACAAGUACGCGGCGCUGUUCGCGCAGAUGAGCUACGAGGAGAUGAUGACGCUGACAGAGCAUCACCUGGAGUCCCAGGUGGGCACGGGGGCACUGGGGG
This is a messenger RNA of Pyrgilauda ruficollis (rufous-necked snowfinch), 435 nucleotides long. RefSeq names its product protein Smaug homolog 2-like. The record is from RefSeq and is a predicted model, not a curated record. Gene Ontology annotation, biological process: nuclear-transcribed mRNA poly(A) tail shortening. The transcript has 2 exons. Lineage: Eukaryota; Metazoa; Chordata; Aves; Passeriformes; Passeridae. Gene Ontology annotation, cellular component: P-body. The annotation marks the transcript as partial. Gene Ontology annotation, molecular function: mRNA binding; translation repressor activity; protein binding.